Messenger RNA from Heteronotia binoei (common prickly gecko), 1164 nucleotides. It is a transcript of the gene AIFM2, whose product is annotated as apoptosis inducing factor mitochondria associated 2. The transcript is spliced from 8 exons. The record is from RefSeq and is a predicted model, not a curated record. Gene Ontology annotation, cellular component: mitochondrion; cytoplasm. Gene Ontology annotation, biological process: positive regulation of apoptotic process; apoptotic mitochondrial changes. NCBI's taxonomy places the organism in Eukaryota, Metazoa, Chordata, Lepidosauria, Squamata, Gekkonidae. Gene Ontology annotation, molecular function: flavin adenine dinucleotide binding; electron-transferring-flavoprotein dehydrogenase activity. Bases 24 to 1145 code for a protein of 373 amino acids.
CUGAAGACGCCUUGCAGUUUGUGAUGGGGUCCAAACUCUCUGUGGACGAUUCAGUUCGUGUGGUGAUAGUUGGAGGAGGUUUUGGUGGUAUUGCAGCUGCCAAUCAACUGAAAUCUUGGGGGGUCCCUUUUAUUCUCGUGGACAUGAGAGAUGCUUUCCACCACAACGUUGCUGCACUCCGGGCCUCUGUCAACAGCGGGUUUGCAACAAAAACCUUCAUCUCUUAUUCAGCAACAUUUGGAGACAGUUUCCGGCAAGCCAAAGUUGUUGGCAUUGACUUGGAAAAACAGCGCAUACUGCUGCAUGAUGGUGAAGAACUCUCCUUUUCUCAUCUUAUCCUUGCCACAGGGAGCGAUGGACCUUUCCCUGGGAAAUUUAAUAGUAUUGUUGACAGGCAGUCAGCCAUUCAGGCCUAUGAGAACAUGGUCAAGGAGAUUCAGAAAGCUUCUCGCAUAGUUGUUGUGGGUGGUGGUGCAGCUGGUGUUGAGAUGGCAGCGGAGAUUAAGACGGAGUAUCCUGCCAAAGAGGUCACACUUAUUCAUUCAAAAACUGCACUGGCAGAUGUAGAACUCCUCCCUAGUGUUCGGCAGAAGGUGAAGGAGAUUCUUAUCCAGAAGGGAGUACACAUCUUGUUGAGUGAGAGAGUUCUCAAUCUGGCUAUGCUGACUUUAAACCAAACCAAGGAGAAUAUGACAGUGAAGACUGACAAAGGCACAGAGAUUGCUACUGACAUGGUAAUUCUCUGCACUGGAAUAAAGGUCAAUUCAUCGGCAUACAGCAGUGCAUUCUUUGACAGGCUGGCAAGUGAUAGUGCUUUGAAGGUGAAUGAGCACCUCCAGGUGGAAGGAUAUGAUAACAUCUAUGCCAUUGGUGACUGUGCUCAUGUCAAGGAGCCAAAGAUGGCAUACCAUGCUGGGCUUCAUGCAAAUGUUGUGGUGACCAACAUCAUCAACAGCCUGACACAAAAACCUCUGAAAACCUACAAGCCAGGUUCACUUACCUUCCUGCUUUCAAUGGGAAAGAAUGAUGGAGUGGGUCAAAUUAAUGGCUACUAUGUGGGAUAUUUCAUAGUGACUAUUGUCAAAAGCCAAGAUCUUUUUGUCUCAAAGAGCUGGAAGGAGAUGGGACAAAGAAUGCCUUGCUAAGGUACAAAGGAAGGAGUAC